This is a messenger RNA of Pseudonaja textilis, 2574 nucleotides long. RefSeq names its product chromosome 9 C2orf42 homolog (gene C9H2orf42). NCBI's taxonomy places the organism in Eukaryota, Metazoa, Chordata, Lepidosauria, Squamata, Elapidae. The record is from RefSeq and is a predicted model, not a curated record. Gene Ontology annotation, cellular component: nucleus.
CCCUAGCUGGCCCUGGCCUUGCACCCCCACGGGAUCCUCCCUCCCCAACUGCUGAGCGUUUGGCCCGACCCCUCUUCAGGGCUGCUCCCAAGGAGAAGAAGAGGCUUCCUGGCCCCCACCUCCUCCCGGGGCCAGGGAGGGGGUCCUGCUGGGGUGGGGGCGGGGCACCUGCCUGGGCCUUCAUUGUGACACCACCAGAAUCCUGGGGCGUUCCGCCCUUCCCCGUGCCCUGCAGGGCUGGGACCGGCUCAGAGCGGCUGCCCACGGGCCCUCGGCUCAGGGCUGGACCCCUUGGUGAUCCACACCGUCUCCUGGCAAUGGCAAGAACUGGAGAUGGCAAAUAUUCCCAGGAAAACCGUUUAAGUCCAUCCCAGAAGGGUCCCCCGAGGACUCGGGCAGGGUUUCCUUUCCUGCUGACCGCACUCCUCCUUGGCCCAGGUUCCCUGAAGGAUGGACUCCGGCUCCCCCAGGAGCAAAGUCCCGGCUUUCUUAUCCGACCUGGGGAAAGCGACCUUGAGAGGCAUCCGGAAAUGCCCCCGAUGUGGCACCUACAACGGCACGCGUGGGCUGAGCUGCAAAAACAAGACCUGUGGCACCGUCUUCCGCUACGGCUCACGGAAGCCGGCUGGCGUUGACGCCGUCAAGAUCAUCACCGGCUCAGACCUCCAGGUGUACUCGGUGCGGCAGAGGGACCGGGGCCCCGAGUAUCGGUGCUUCGUGGAGCUGGGCGUCUCGGAGACCACCAUCCAAACGGUGGAUGGGACCCUCCUCACCCAGCUCAGCUCUGGGCGCUGCUACCUCCCAGCGUGCCUGAAGGCAGCGUCCCAAGGGGUGGCGGAGAACCAGUGCCAGCACCUGAAGCUUGCCGUGGGCUGCCAGGCGGAGGCCACCCCCCUGACCCUGAAGAGCUCCGUCCUGAACGCCAUGCAGGUCUCGCCCCAGACCAAGCAGGCCCUCUGGGAGCUGGCCACCCAGCCCAUGGGGCCCCUGGUCCAAAGGGUCACCAAGAACGUGCUGGUGGUCAAGGGCAAGGCCGGCCCCAAGCACGGCUUGGGCUACCUCCAUCUCACCUUUGCCCCCAGGUCUGGCCCCAAGGGCCCUGCGGGGCCCCACUUCUUCUGCCCCUGCCAGUCCUUGAGGGCCAGCAAGGCCGCCCAGGAGGGCAGCCACAGGUGCAUCCAUUUCUUCGCCUGCCUCUGUGCCUUUGCCAGCGACGAGGCUUUAGCCGAGGAGUUUGGGGACUUCCUCAGCAGCGAGCCUGGCGGGCUGAUACCCCCGGCAAGGGCUCCGCUUGCUUCCCAGCCGGCAUCCCCUCUGCCCUCGGGAAACCUGGUGGCCUCCAAAGCGAAGCGCAAGAAGAAGGACGAAGGGCCGGGCAUGCCAGCCAGCAGCACCCCCUUGUCUCAGGAUCUGGCAAGCAGCUCCCUGCAGAAGAACGGCCUGAAGAAGGCGGCCGUUGCAUCCCUGAAAAGGCAAUCUGGCACUCAGGUGCUGGAGGAGUCGCAGGUGGCCUUGUCCUUCCUGGAGUGGCUGGCCAGCGUCACGGAGCGGAUCCACCAGGCCAUGCACUACCAGUUUGACGGCAAGCCGGAGCCCCUGGUCUUCCACAUCCCGCAGACCUUCUUCGAGGCUCUCCAGCAGCGCAUCGGUCUCGGGAGCAUCAAGAUGCGGCUCCCCAACUCGACGACAGCUUUUGUCCGCAAAGACGCCUUACCGCUGGGAACCUUUUCCAAGUAUACGUGGCACCUCACCAACAUCUUGCAGGUCAAGCAGAUCUUCGACACCCCUGAGAUGCCUCUGGAAAUAACCCGCAGCUUCAUCCAGAACCGGGAUGGGACCUACGAGCCUUUCAGGUGCCCCAAAGUGGAGGUGGAGAGCAUCGCCGAGACCUACGGACGCCUGGAGAAGCAGCCGGUCCUUCGCCCCCUGGAACUGAAAACCUUCUUGAAAGUUGGUAACACGUCCCCGGAUCAAAAGGAGCCGACGCCUUUCAUCAUUGAGUGGAUCCCAGACAUCCUCCCCCUGUCCAAAAUUGGCGAACUGAGGAUCAAAUUUGAGUACGGCCACUACAGGAACGGUCACCCCGCCAACUACCAGGACCAGCGUCCUUCCCUGGAGCAGCAGGCCCUGGAGAUCCUCACCUUCCCUUGAGCUCCUCACCUGCCUCUGCAUGCACAGCUGCACCGGGCGUUUCAUGGCCGGCCGGCCGGCCUGUCCUGCUGCCUCCCAGCCACUGACCGGAAGAGCUGCCCUCUCAGGUGUCCUCACCGCUGACCACGUUCUGUUCUCAAGGAGCUUCUCCCUCCACUUCCCAGCCUUGCCGGAUCGUGGAAUUGGCCCUCCCCGGAUCCCCAGCCCACCUAAGCGCCUCAGCUGUCUUCGGUGCUUCCUUCCUCCCCGAGAGGAGAGGUGGCUGUUACUGCGGCGGCUCAAAGGGCCUGGAUGCUACAAUCCCUUUACUGGCAUAUUUUUAAAAUAAAUUUAAGUUAAGGCCAUGGCAAUGUUGCGAGAUUAGUCAGGCAUAUAAAAGAAAGUGAAUCCCUUGGCAGCUGCUAGAAGUUCAACAGGGGAGGC